AGUAAAAUCUCGUGCCAACUCUGCGAAGGGCGACAUCACACUUCGAUAUGUGAGAGUAAAAACCCUGAUGAAACUAACAACGGUACAAGUUUCACAGCCAGUAUAAACAAAACAUCUGUAAUCCAUCCUGUAGUGUUAAUUAAGAUAAACGGACAGACAUCCCGAUCGUUGCUUGAUAGUGGCGCCAGUCACUCUUACGCCUCAUCGACCCUAAUCGAACAGAUUAAAGCGCGUCCUGUCAAAACUAGUACUCGCAGAAUAGCUACCUUAAUGAGCACAACUACGACUAAAGUUGAAGAAUACGAUUUGUCUUUAGAAGCAAUAAUUUUAAUACGGAAAUUUGUUCUCAAUGCCAGAGUUACUAAAAUAAACAAGCGCGAACUAUUGACUUUAGAUAAUCCUAACUAUGAACGGCUUUUAAGUGAAUAUGAGCACUUGAGAGGUGUUACUAUCGAUGACAUGACCGAUGAUUAA
This is a messenger RNA of Paramuricea clavata, 474 nucleotides long. Lineage: Eukaryota; Metazoa; Cnidaria; Anthozoa; Malacalcyonacea; Plexauridae. The record is from the annotation of a GenBank genome assembly.